UACAUGUCAUUCAUUUUAUUAUUUUAUGUAUUUAGCGCUGUGAGAAGGUGUUGUUGCGCGUAUAUUUAUCUUUACGAGCGUCAUAUUGUAUUGAGUUAAGUGAUAAAUAUAGUGUAAAUAACUAUUUUCGAGAUAUUCAGCCAAGGCUAUUGAUCACGCUAGUUAUAAUGUCGAGUGUUGGCCGCGGGAGAGGGUACACCGGCCGCCACCAUUUGCGGGAGCAGCGUCCCGGCGACGAUCGAGACCCGGAGUCCGACGCCGCCGCUAGAACACUGGCUGAACUGAGUCCUCGGUCUACAGACCCAGCAAGAAUGGAAGUUAAAAGAGAACCCGAGAGAGAGUCCGUAGAGCUACCUGAGAGAGCAGAAACACCAGAAUUACCGGAGCCCGAGUCCCCGGGCGAGGAGGACUCCACUCUGAAAGACUUGCUCCGGGUCGACGAACAAUACGUCCCUUUGCUGACUUUGCUAGAACAGUUCUCCCCAGGAGAAGAUGGCAUCCAGUUCAACAGGAAACUGAGACACUUCGAGACCACCGUCUCAUCCAUGUGUCCGGACGAAUCGCGUUUGCAACAAGCAUUCGCGACGUUCCGCGCGGCGGCCCUGCUGAGCCCGGUGACGGCGCGCAAGUUGGCCGCGGUGGGCGCUUCGUUCACUCGCCAGCAGAGGCAGCAACUGCUGCGUGGAGCCCUACUGAAUGUUGUGAUGCAGGGCACUUUCUCCAAACUGGACGUGCUAGAGCGCUCGAACCCGCUGUUCCUCAUUAACGCGGCGAACCUGAUGGGAGACUACUUCGCGGAGGCUCGCCUCUGCAAUGGUAACAAGGUUCACAUCCUGGCCGGGCCACUGUUGCAAUACCUGCGUGCUUUACUCGCCGCCCACGAUAUUCGGGCGCAUCGCAGUCUCGCUACACAACUAAUGCAAAACGGUCGUGAACUACUCUCGGUACUAGCUCAGGAACUAGACGAGCUCUCGAUCUCCAUCCGUCUCCGACUGCUCUCGCCCCCACCAGUCAGCACGAUAUGGCUCUUACUAUCCGCAGACCUCUGUCUGAACAAAUUCCUCCCACUACCAAACACAUUACAACAAUUCUACGCUGCCCACCUUGAACUAACCACAGAGGAAAGCUUCAGCGAAGUUAGCUACGGCUCAUGGAAGAAGAGCCCUGAAAAAGACGAAUACAGACCAGACGCAAGCGAAAUCGCGGAAAAAGUCAGCCAAAAUAUAUCCCAGAUUAGCCUCAACAACAAUGAGGACACAAAGCCUAAAUUAAGACCUAUAUUAGGCGCCGGCGCUGGCCUGUUAAGACAGGAACAGGCUCUAUCGGUGAGCCAAGACACAUUCGAGACGUGGACAGCCAAAAAUAACCUCAACAAACGAUACGACCUCAACUCCUGGCGACAGCCUGAGGAGGAGAAAAAGGAAGAGAUAGAGUUCCAGCAGACCGUUCUCCCACCAGUACAGCCUUUUCCCGUUCCUGACUACCCACCGCCGAACAUAAACAGAUACAAUUACCCUGAGAACUUCGUCAAUUACUUGCAACAAGGUGAUGGGGCGUACAUACAGAACCAAUACACAAAUGUUGCUUACAAUCAGCAAGGGGGGGAUAACUUCCAGAGUUACCCGGAGAGGAAUGUCUCCCAGACCCCCGAAAGGCCUGUAGAAAGAGUCGCUGAACGUACCCCCGUACCACCAAUGCCUGAGCGAGUCAACAAUGAGAUGCAGAAGAACAGCAACCGACGACCAGUCGAGAAUUGGAGGAAAGAGAAAUCCGACGUUAAGGACGAUCCCAAUAGAAAUAGACAGAGAAAUUGGACUCGACAGAAGUCUAAAGAUAACGGGAGUGAGGAUGAGGACAAAGAGAAAUAUAAAGACAGGUCUACGUCGAGAAAUAGAGAUGGGAGAGCCGGGAGAUUGAAUAGAAGGAGUAGUGGGGAAGAAGAUGGGACGGCCGCUAAGGCGACCCCAAGACGCCAUGUCACCGAAGUACCGCGCAGCGCCAAAUACUGGGACCACGACGACCGAUGUGACAAAGAUUAUAAUAGUUAGUAGGAACUUCUAGAAAUACUAUAAUAACUCGUAUAGAGGCGUUGUUCAAAAUGGGGCAUACGACCCCUAAGGGCUGUAGACCCACAAAAGUUAUAGUGAAUAUUUUAAUUGCUCAAAUAAAAUUGUGACUCGAAAAUAAAAUUCGAAAUGUUAAAGUAAACAGUAAAAUUAUGAUAUGGGGUCGUUAGGCCCGAAUUUAAAAUGCAUUAUAAAGUUAAUGUGUUCACUAACAAUAUUCACUAUAACGGUAAUAUUUCUGGUAUCGCCAGUUAUGGUAAAACAACGCCAUCUAUGGUGAUUUAGAUUAAAUGGACUUUUAAUGACAUUGGACUGUUUAUUAGUGAAAUUUAAAAAGUGAUAUGGACGCUUAGUGCAAAGUGACGUUUUAGUACCUACAGUGGAUGCCAGUUGGAAAAUUUUAGUGUUUAAACUACGUACAUAGAGGUAAAUGAGGUAAUGUACCUACUACCUAGUCUGGGAGGGAUGGGAUACGGUCCGAUUUUUAUACUGGAUGGAUGAAUUUCAUUUUCAUACAAUUUUCCUUAUGGAAAUUAUUAUGAGAGUAAAUUUACGCGGCGUACUGCGUUAGCGAUCUAGACCCGAAGGCGAUGCGAAACUAUAAACUGUCAAAAUGUAUUGAUGUGGCCUACGUGAUCAACUGCACGUGGGAUGCGGUGAGGCGCGGCGCGAACGCGAUCUUGCCUUGAUAUUUCCUCGCGAACUGGACGCGGUACCGUCACGUUUUUGUUUAUAAUAUCGGAAACAGAAACAAAACGAAACGAUUCACAUGCACGUAGGACAUAGCCGCCGCGUCACACCGCAUCGCGUUGAAUUCGCGUGUCACCGCACCGCUUCGCGUUCGCUUCUAGAUCGCUCGCGCAGGACGUCGCGUUAUACUGUUCAUGAGAUUUAAGACCUACACUAUGUAGGUUUCUUGAUCGUAUAUUUGAAAUUGAAAGUCCAGUAUCAUCUGAGACUUAAAUUAGGUAAUAAAUAAUAAUUUCAUAGUAUAUAGCGGAAUAAAAUAUGUUCUAAACGUGCUAACAUAAGUUAAAUUAAUUAUGGUAACUAAAGCGAAAGUUUUCGUGGUACGCCGAUUGAUUUCGGGCGUUACCGAAGCCCUUAAUUUAGGUAAAUUAAGUAAUUGAAGGCUCAAAUCUCGCUGAGAUGCGGUCUUAAGUCAUGUUUUGAUCUUACGCCUUAAAUUGAAAGGCUUAACUUGAAACUUUAACUUAAUUUGGACUUAAUUAAGUCCAAUAUACAAACUAUGUUAAAAGCGACGCUUUAAGAGAAACUUGUUUAAGUUAUUACAAUAUAUUUUUGACCUAUGUCGCAGUGGUUAGACGAUUGACUGUCACACUGGGCAUUGCGGAUUCAAUAGGGAUGAUGAUGGGGUGUGAAAAUUUAUAAAAUAUUUAGUCCGUCAGUUAGGUAAUGAAAAAAUAUUAGACAAGUAUUUUUUAUUUUGUCAUAUAAGAUAACAAUACUUAGAUAAAACGAAUCAAACUUUAGGAGUGGGAGCAAAUACGUCAUUUCUGCGUAUAAAAUGUACCUAGAAGUGAAGUCACGCGAUAUUUCAAAUCGAUAUAUAUCUUCGAAAGUAUUUGUUUCCGUAAGAAAAUAAAAAAUACGUGUCUAAUGUUUUAAAAUAAUCUACAAGACGGACAUUAAAAUAUAAAUUAGUCAUCUACCCUAUUUCUUUAAGCAAUCAUGAUCUAUCAACUAGACUGAUUGAGAUAAAUACGAAAUUAUGACUCGAUUAAAUAAAGCCAGGAAUACACAAGCCGUUUCGUUAGUUAUGUCAAGCGAAAUCGCUCCAAUUGUCAUUCAAUACUUGUAAUGUGUCCCUAGCUUUAUAAUUAUAUAUGAAAACUAACAUUGAUUGCAAUAUUUUAUUUGAAUGCUAACUAAGUAUUUCAGGUGUAUAAAAUAACAUUAUAGUAAUAUUAAUUCUAUUGAAAUGUUAAAAUAUUAACUGAAAAGAUGUUUUGCAUUCAAAUUAUGAAAGAAAAAUUACUCGUGUUUGAAUAAAAUGAGAAUGUGAACAAACUGAACCGUCAAAAUAUUGAUUUUGAACCUUAUUCUCUUUUCGCAUAAGACUUAAUGUUCGCUGCAAUAAAUAUUUUGACGAAA
Molecule: messenger RNA, 4181 nt
Organism: Spodoptera frugiperda (fall armyworm)
Lineage: Eukaryota; Metazoa; Arthropoda; Insecta; Lepidoptera; Noctuidae
Exons: 7
Coding region: 168-2048 (626 amino acids)
Biological process (GO): regulation of translational initiation
Molecular function (GO): translation activator activity
Source: RefSeq, a predicted model, not a curated record